AUGGGGCCAGGUGUUCGAAAGACUUUAAAAACGCCCGAAAAUCCACAACUUGAAGAUGCAUUGUUUACGUGGUUUAUAGAACAACGACGAAAGAACGUUCCCUUUUCAGGUGAUAUUUUGAUGGAGAAGGCGAAAUACUUUCAUGAAAGGCUUGGGCGAGCAGAUUUUUCUGCCAGUAAAGGUUGGUUGGAAAAAUUCAAAAAAAGACACGGAAUACGACAACUCAAAAUAACCGGCGAGAAGUUGUGUAAUAACGAAGACGCCGUAAAAAAAUUCCAGGAUAAAUUCAUGGACAUAAUCAUGGAGAAAGAUUUGUCCGCAGAGCAAAUCUAUAAUGCAGAUGAGUCUGGUUUGUAUUGGAUAACAAUACCAGACAAAACACUGGCAUCUAACUUAGAAGUUAGAGCCCCAGGUUCUAAAGUUUCCAAAGAAAGAAUAACAUUCAUGCCCCGUGCGAAUGCUGCUGGGACCCACAAACUGCCUUUUUUGGUCAUUGGCAAAGCACAAAAGCAACGUGUUUUUGCAUCUGUACGAAAGCUACCAGUACACUACAUAGGGCAAAAGAAUGCAUGGGUGACGAGACCUAUAUUUCUAGAGUGGUUUAAAGGAUACUUUAUCCCUGAAGUAAAAAAUUCUUAUCUAAGAAGAAUCUACCACUGA
Molecule: messenger RNA, 660 nt
Organism: Parnassius apollo (apollo)
Lineage: Eukaryota; Metazoa; Arthropoda; Insecta; Lepidoptera; Papilionidae
Source: the annotation of a GenBank genome assembly